UAUUACUUUUGUAAUCAAAAUGAUGGAACAUUAAUCUAUUUCAUCACUUCUCAUUUCAUUCCAUCAAUCUAAACAUAACCUUAAAAUUCUUUGAAAAGAAAGAAAAAAACUUAUUCCCCACAAAAACAUUUUUGAAACAUGCGCCUUUAGUUCCAUCGUUCCUGUGACUAAAACAGUAAAACCUCUAAAUUCCCACAAAACACUAACCAUAACAUAACCUCAAAUGCUUUCUUAUACGGUUUCUCGUUUCCCUUCAACACAAUCAUUACUAACAAACGCAACUUUUCCCAUUAACCCCAACAAGCCUCACAAGUUCAAUUUCCAACAAACCGCUUCUUCUUCUAGCGACAACAACAAAGCUGAAGACUUUCUCAGAGAAAACGCUAGUAAUAGAGUGAACCCAGUUGACGCUGUUAAUGAUGGGGUUCUAUUUGGAAGAAAGAAGAAAAUGGGUAAGGAAAAAGUUUCCUGGGUUUGUAGCAAUUGUGGGUAUACUGCUGGACAAUGGUGGGGUGUGUGUAGAUCAUGUAAUGUUUCUGGUACUAUGAAAGAGUUUCAUGAAGUCAAAGGUAGUGAGAGUUUUGGUAAAGUUAGUGGCUUUUCUGUUAUGGAGGAUGGUUUGAGGUCUUGGCUUCCUGAGAAGAGUGGUGAGUUGCAUCCUAUUAGAUUGUCUGAGGUUAAUAGGGGUGUUGAUCAUCUGCAUUGGAGAAUUCCUUUGUCCGGUCCUUUUGGAAAUGAAGUUUCCAGAGUGCUUGGUGGUGGUCUUGUACCAGGCUCGUUGACUUUAGUUGGCGGGGAUCCUGGUGUUGGGAAGAGUACUCUUUUGUUGCAGAUGGCUGCACUAAUUGCCGAAGGGGACAAAGAUGGUGAAGCAUCUCCAGUUGUGUAUGUCUCUGGUGAAGAGAGUGUGGAGCAAAUUGGUAACAGAGCAGACCGGCUAACAAUUGGAUCGGAUAUUUAUUUAUAUUCAAGUACUGAUAUUGAGGACAUAUUGAGGAAAGUUCAGCAUCUCUCCCCUCGGGCUCUAGUUGUUGAUUCUGUACAAACGGUUUAUUUGAAAGGAAUAACGGGGAGUCCUGGAGGGAUUAUACAGGUGAAGGAAUGUACUUCAGCUUUACUGCGAUUUGCAAAGACAACAAACAUCCCGGUUUUAUUGAUUGGACAUGUGACAAAAUCUGGAGACAUAGCAGGACCUCGUGUCUUGGAGCAUAUCGUUGAUGUUGUGUUGUAUAUGGAAGGUGAGAAGUACACUUCCUAUCGUAUGCUUCGAGCUGUGAAAAACCGAUUUGGAUCCACUGAUGAGCUUGGAGUUUUUGAGAUGUUGCAUUCAGGACUUGAGGCUGUUUCAAAUGCCAGUGAAAUGUUUCUUAGCGAGCAAGAUGUAGAUUCAGAUAUUUUAGCUGGACUAGCUGUAGCUGUAAUAAUGGACGGGUCUCGAACAUUUCUUAUUGAAAUUCAGGCACUUUGUCUUUCUAGUUCGACAGGAUCAAGGCAGUUUAACGGUAUCCAUGCAAAUAGAGCUGAUAUGAUCAUAUCUGUUCUUAUCAAGCAAGCAGGACUUCGUCUCCAAGAACAUGCGGUGUUUUUAAAUGUUGUUAGUGGAUUGACACUGACUGAGACUGCUGGAGAUCUUGCAAUAGCAGCUGCAAUUUGCAGCAGUUGCUUGGAGCUUCCUAUUCCAAAUGACAUUGCAUUCAUUGGUGAAAUUGGUCUCGGUGGCGAGCUUCGCAUGGUUACUAGAAUGGAAAAAAGGGUAAACACGGUGGCGAAAUUGGGUUACAGAAUGUGUGUAGUACCAAAGGCAGCUGAAAAAGUUUUGGGAACUGAAGGCUUAGAAAAUAUCAAAGUUGUUGGUUGCAGGAAUCUGAAAGAUGUUAUCAACACUAUAUUUCCCGAUGUCAUGAAAAGAAGCAAGUCAGAAUUGUAACAUUGUGUUUCUGCUGUGCAGAUCCCUGUAUAAAAUUUUGAAUGUGAUGUAAAAUGUGAUUCACUUUGAUUAGUAUAAGAUGCAUACUAGUAAGGUUUUCUUAUGUGGCUAUGUUGUAAAAAAAAAUUAUGUAACUAUUUUUUCACCCCCUUUGAACCAUUAAAAUUGAUGUAUUAUCCAA
Messenger RNA from Trifolium pratense (red clover), 2108 nucleotides. Its product is annotated as DNA repair protein RadA-like. Gene Ontology annotation, biological process: recombinational repair. The coding region runs from base 224 to 1927 and encodes 567 amino acids. The transcript has 15 exons. Lineage: Eukaryota; Viridiplantae; Streptophyta; Magnoliopsida; Fabales; Fabaceae. The record is from RefSeq and is a predicted model, not a curated record. Gene Ontology annotation, molecular function: damaged DNA binding; ATP hydrolysis activity; ATP binding.